AUGAACUUCCGGGACAUUUUAGCAGGAGGAAAAGAAUUCGUCAUGAGUGGACUGAUGAAGCCUGCGGGUUAUAGCGCGCUGUUGGAUAUGAAGCAGACAGAGCAGGGUAUAAAGUUGAUAAAGGAGUUCUUCCAGCAGAACCUUUCGACGGAGUUGCGCCUACGCCGUGUCACGGCACCGCUGUUUGUAUUGCAGGGUCUUGGACUCAACGACGACCUGAACGGCGUGGAGCGAGCCGUGACGUUCCCCAUUAAGGCCCUAGGCGACGCGCGGGCUGAGGUGGUGCAUUCACUGGCUAAGUGGAAGCGGGUAUCACUGGCGGAGUAUGGAAUCGAACCGGGUUAUGGCAUAUAUACAGAUAUGAAUGCCAUCCGCGCUGAUGAACAACUGGACAACCUCCACUCGCUCUACGUGGACCAAUGGGACUGGGAAGCGGUUAUAACCCGGGAUCAGCGCACUGUGGAGCAUUUGAAGGACGUAGUGGAACGGAUUUACGGAGCUAUCCGCCGAAUGGAGUACCUCACCUGCGAAACGUAUUCGCAGCUGCGUCCUUUCCUGCCGGAAAAUAUCACCUUUGUGCAUAGCGAGGAGCUGCUGCAGAUGUACCCUGACAAAACGCCUAAGGAGCGAGAGGACGAGAUAUGUCGCAAAUACGGGGCCGUGUUCCUCAUCGGCAUCGGCGGCCGGCUCAGCGACGGCAAGAAGCACGAUGGUCGUGCGCCCGACUAUGAUGACUGGUCUACUGUAGCCGAAGACGGCCGCACCGGCCUUAACGGCGACAUUCUCAUUUGGUACCCCGUACUCGGUCGCUCCUUCGAGCUCUCGUCCAUGGGGAUACGCGUUGACAAGGAAGCACUGCUGCGCCAACUAAAGACCGAGGGCAAGGAGGACCGACAGCAACUCUACUUCCAUCAAAAGCUGAUGCGCGAUGAGCUGCCGCUGAGCAUCGGCGGAGGAAUCGGUCAGAGCCGCCUUUGUAUGCUGAUGCUGCACAAGGCUCACAUCGGCGAAAUCCAGGCCAGCAUCUGGCCAGAAGACAUGCGACGCGAAUGCCGCGAGCACGGCAUGCCGCUUAUCUGA
Molecule: messenger RNA, 1080 nt
Organism: Gregarina niphandrodes
Lineage: Eukaryota; Apicomplexa; Conoidasida; Eugregarinorida; Gregarinidae
Product: aspartate-ammonia ligase
Exons: 1
Coding region: 1-1080 (359 amino acids)
Cellular component (GO): cytosol; cytoplasm
Molecular function (GO): aspartate-ammonia ligase activity
Source: RefSeq, a predicted model, not a curated record